AUGUCUGCAGACUCUGUGGAUCAAGUCUUUGAGAAGGCUAUCUCAACAAUUCAUACGUUAUCCUCCCUUAAAGGCUACAAUUCGCUACCACGGCCUCCAGCCAAUGUCAGAACGGAGCUUUAUGCCUUGUUCAAGCAGUCCACGGAGGGAGAUGUGGAGAGCGUUAUUCCUAGGCCCACGGCUGAUGGGGGGUCUCCGGAAUUCACCGUGGCUCUGAAGAAAUGGGAUGCUUGGAAAACAAAGUCCGGUAUGAGUCAAACAGAAGCGAAAAAACAAUAUAUUCAGCUGCUUAUCUCUAGUAUGAAAUCUUACGCAAUGGGAACGUUGGCGGCAAGAGAGCUUCUGGCAGACUUGGAAUUUCUAUGGUCACAAGUGUCUCAUACGCACCCGCCGGAGAACGACGACAAUGGUGGUUUGAUUAUGGCUUUGCAGGACGACUUGCAAGAUACUAAGUCACUACGUCUGCGCAGAGAAAUUUACGAGACCCUUUUUGCACUUAAUGAGCAGAAGCCCGGCCACAGAAAUACCGGAUAUCUCGAUGGUGGGCAAAACGAGGCCCCAGACAGUCCCCCAGCAUCGAAGCUUUCCAGGCUACGAAGAAUGCUACGUUACGUUACCGGGUUUUUCAUUCGUCAGUUGUGGAAAUUGGCCAAGAUACUGUUCACUCAGAGCCUGAUAGCAGCUGCAGCCAUCGUUCUGGCAAAACAUUUCCAACCCUUAUCACCACUAACCAUUGAGUGGGCCCCUACUGUGGACCGAGAAACCCAGACCCAAGGCGGCAGCUUGUAUUCAAAGGCGUAUAUUCUGGUUCGGGACGGAUUCAGUCUUAUCUUCAAGUACAUGAACAGUCAAUUCAACUUGGGCAUCCAUCGCAUUUAUAUUAACAUUAUUUAA
Molecule: messenger RNA, 894 nt
Organism: Lachancea dasiensis
Lineage: Eukaryota; Fungi; Ascomycota; Saccharomycetes; Saccharomycetales; Saccharomycetaceae
Source: the annotation of a GenBank genome assembly